AACUGGCUUAACUUUCUUUCUGCAUUGGAUCUUGUUUCUAUGCAUCACCAAACUCAGUUUACAGAACCAACAAACACAAAACUUCAACAACAACAAAACGAUCUUCUUCAUCCCCUCACUCACUCGUGCACGCACUCGUUCAUUUUUCGUGCGCGAGUGACGACGAUGAUGAUAAACUAGAGUAGAAUUGUUAUUGUGAAUUCAAUUUGUGAUUGAUUGAUCUAACGAUUAGAAUGGGAGGUGCAGGGAGUGGUGAGAUAUGGAAAGCACAUACCGCCAUGGCGAUUGUGCAGUUGUUCACCGGAGGCUAUCAUGUUAUCACCAAAUUGGCUCUUAAUGUUGGAGUCAACCAGAUUGUUUUUUGUGUUUUUCGUGAUCUCCUUGCUCUCUCUAUUCUCGCGCCUAUUGCUUAUUUCCGUGAAAGACGUACACGGCCACCCCUAACAAAGCGCUUUGUGACAUCAUUCUUCUUUCUUGGAUUAACUGGGAUAUUUGGAAAUCAUCUUUUGUUUCUUAUUGGUUUAAGCUAUACUACUCCAACUUAUGCUGCUGCAAUUCAGCCAGCUACUCCAGUCUUUACAUUUGUGUUGGCUAUAAUGAUGGGUACAGAAAGAGUAAACUUGCUAAGGUAUGAAGGUCUGGCCAAGGUUGGAGGAAUUUUUAUCUGCGUUUUGGGGGCCUUAGUGAUGGUUCUGUACCGUGGUCCAGCACUGGUAGGAUCUUCAGAACUGGACCUUAUAUCACAUAGUGAAAUAAGUGCCAAAGGUCAACCAGAGCCUUCUGGAUGGUUAGUUAGUGGUUUAAUGGAUCUUGGAUUUGACCAUUUUCAUCUUGGAGUUAUGUGCUUCAUAGGGAACUGCAUGUGCAUGGCUACUUUUCUAUCCAUUCAGGCUCCAUUAUUAAAAAAGUAUCCUGCAAACCUAUCUGUCACAGCAUAUUCAUACUUCUUUGGAGCUUUACUGAUGGUAACUACAUCAUACUUCGUAACCGAUGAGUCAACUGACUGGAGUUUGAAUCAGUCUGAAACAUUUGCCGUUUUAUAUGCUGGAAUUAUUGCAUCUGCACUUAAUUAUGGAAUCAUUACAUGGAGCAACAAAAUCUUGGGCCCAGCCAUGGUUGCCCUUUAUAAUCCACUUCAACCUGGGGCAGCUGCUCUCUUAUCUAGAAUUUUUAUUGGAAGUCCAAUUUACAUGGGAAGCGUGUUAGGUGGAUCGCUAAUCAUUACUGGUCUGUAUGCGGUUACUUGGGCAUCAUAUAGAGAAAGACAGGCAGCUGCUGGAGUUAUUCCUCAUCAUGCUUCUAAUUGGGUUUCUGAAUCACUUAACAAGACCAAGACUCCGUUUCAUAGAGUUAACAUUUUCUCAGGCGCCUCUGGUUUAUUAUCCCCAAAGCCUUCGGAUUGACGAAAUUAAUUGUAUGUAAAAAGUUGUCACAAUUCUUUUUUCCCCUCUCUUUAUGCUAUCCUAUAUACAUGUAGCUGAUUAGAAGAACUAAAAUUAAGAGAAGUGCCACUCUAAUUUUGUAGGACAUAUUUGCAAAUUCGACUAGGUUAUUUGAUACCUGUAAAAAAUACUUCAAAAGAAUUUUGUUUUGAAACUAUGCUAGAAUCACGGUCAGAUGUUAAAUCAUCAAAAGAAUGGUGUGCCAGUGGCUUAUAUUUUUAUCUGUUUUGGAUCACCUCAAAUUAUAUAACAGUGCAUAUUCGGACA
Molecule: messenger RNA, 1709 nt
Organism: Vicia villosa (hairy vetch)
Lineage: Eukaryota; Viridiplantae; Streptophyta; Magnoliopsida; Fabales; Fabaceae
Product: WAT1-related protein At4g19185-like
Exons: 7
Coding region: 234-1403 (389 amino acids)
Cellular component (GO): plasma membrane
Molecular function (GO): transmembrane transporter activity
Source: RefSeq, a predicted model, not a curated record